Molecule: messenger RNA, 3126 nt
Organism: Prorocentrum cordatum
Lineage: Eukaryota; Dinophyceae; Prorocentrales; Prorocentraceae
Source: the annotation of a GenBank genome assembly
CGACGACGCGGGCCCGGGGGUCCCAGCGUCGGGCGCGGCGCCGGCAGGGCACCGCUGGCUGGCCGCCGAGGAGGCUGGCGACGGGGCCGUCAAGUUCGGCGACGAGCUGCCCAUCGGCUCGGCUGGAGGGCCGGUGCUCAUGGGGCACUGGGGCCGGCGCGGCGUGGCAGGCCUCGUGGGAGGCUGCUUCCUGGCGGUCGUGCUCCUGCGGGCCAGCGAGGAGAGCGUGUUCAGGCAGGAGUACCGCGGCUCGGACGCCAGAGUGCUGCCAGUGCUGACGACGGCGGUCGGGCGCAGCCGAGAGUGGCGGCCCCUGGUGUCCGACUGCCGCGAGGAGACGCUGCCGGACUUCUUCGUCGCCGGGCCCCGCACGGUGAAGCGGUGCGUGGAGCACCAGCAGCGCGAUGGUGGAGCCGCGCUGCAUCACGAGAACUGGCGCAGCAGGAAGCGGCUCCAGGCGACUGACUACGGGGUCGACCUCCGCGAGGCCUUGUCGAAGGUCGUGGCGCUGGGGGCCCACGACCAGGUGGACCUGUUCAACCUGGCGGGGGUCGAGCUGGCGCACCGCAAGUUGCAGCUGGUGGAGCGCUACCACGACGAGAGGGCGGCCGAGGCCUCGCAGGGGAACAUGCGAGUCCCGACGGAGGAGGCGCUGGCCUUCAUGGGCCACGGCCGCAGCUCGUCGAUGGUGUGCCCAGCCCUCCUCGACACGGUCAGCCGCGAGAUCGAGAGGGUAGCCACCAUUCGGAAGAACGCUCGCAAGCUCAGAGAGGAAGCCAGCAGCUGUCCGAAGGGCGGCAAACCCGAGAAGCAGGGGUGAGCUGGCGCGACGGGGCGCAGGCGGACCCCGGCCCGCGCCCCGAGGAGCGUUCAGAGGGGGAGGCUGCUGAGGAGAGGUGGCGGGGCUUGCUGCCGCUGCCGCUGCCAGAGGCGCCGAAUUUUGACCAGGCCGCCGGGCUGUUGGAGGAGGUUGGUCGAGCCAGCCGACGCCGUCAGGGAGCCAGGCGGCAUCAGCACCAGCUCAUGCACGAACUGGUGACCGCGCUGAACCAGCUGGACGCCGGAGAUGAUGCCCCCCGCGCCCCAGCGGCCAGGAAGCCGUCGCUCGUGCAGCAGCUGGCCAUGGAGCGUUUCGCGCACGCCUGCGCGGCCAUGGGGUCGCCGGGCGACCUCGCGCUUCAGGCAGCCCUUCGGGAGCUCCGAGGCCCGGGCGCCCACGGGGAUUGCGAGCCCGUCAGCCUCGCCCCGCUGAGCGUGGACCUGCUCAGCCUGCCAGCCGCCGGCGCGCAGCCGCGCCCCUUGGCGGACCUGUCGGGCCGGGGCGGGAAGCAGAGACUCUGCCAGUUUUUCGAGUCCAAAGUCUUGCCUAAGCACGUGGCCGAGGCACGGCGGGUGGAGGACGGUUUCAAGCGAGCCUACCUGGACCCCCUCCUGCGCAGGCCGGACAAGUACGCAGAGUUCCUGUCGCGUCUCAGCUCGACCAGUAUGAUCGACUUCACCGACGAUCAGGAGGAGGGGGUGGAGGUGGGCCUCUUCGCAGUGGGGAAGAAGAAUGGGCGUCAACGAUUGAUUAUCGACGCUCGUGCAAGCAAUUCUCACUUUUCAGAGCCGGACGGUGUGGCCCUCGCUACGGGGGCAGCCCUCAGCAGCAUCGAGCUGGGGGACGGGGCCAACCUUUUUGUCUCGGCCGUCGACAUCCAGGACGCUUUUUAUCAGAUGGAACUGCCGCCAGAGUUGCGCAAGUAUUUCCAUCUUCCUCGAGUCCAGCGACAGCGGCUACGUGAGGCCGGAGUGGCGGUGCAGGGCGGCGGGGUAUGGGCACGGCCGCGGAUGGCCGCGCUGCCCAUGGGCUGGGCACACGCCCUGGCCCUGCGCCAGCAGAUCCACGAGAGUGCGCUGGAGGAGAAGAGCGGGCUGGACCCCAGGCUCAGGGUCGCCGACGGCCGAGUGCUGCCGCCGCUGCGUGAAGGGCUGCACGCCGCCUACGUGGACAACUUCCUGGGGUUCGGCGACUCGGCUGAGCAGGCCGACGCUCAGCUGCGGGCCGCUCAGCGGGGGCUGGCCGCCCGAGGCCUGAGGCUCCACGAGCCCGAGCUGGCCGCGGAGGAGUGCGAGCAGCUUGGCUGGCGCUUCGACGGGUGUGGAGGCGUGCUUCGUCCGAAGAUGGCACGCCUCUGGCGUCUGCGGCCGGGUGCGCUCGAGCUCAUUCGAGUCGGGUUCGCCGGCGGGCGGCAGGUCGAGCGCGUAGUGGGCCACUUCACUUUUGCUGGCCUGGCGCGUAGGCCAGCCUUGUCAGUGUUUGAUGCCGUCUACUCUUUCUGUGCUCGUCACCGAAACCAGCAGCGUCGUCUUCCAGCAUCCGUCGUUCGAGAACUCCGAUGGGCUGUCGCUCUCCUGCCUCUGAUUAGUGCCGACCUCCGUGCCCCGUGGCUUGGGAGGCUCUACUGCUGCGAUGCGUCGGAGGAGGGCCGCGGGGUAGUCGAGAGGGACUUCGACUCGGAGAAGGUGGCGGAGGUCGGGAGGCGGCAAGAGAGGUGGAAGUACAGGCAGCUCGAGGGAGGUACCCCGGCGAGGCCACGCGAGGUGCUCGAGGAGGGCGUCGGGGAGAAGGUCGGGUCCGAGCGAUUCGAGGACGUGCCGAUCGACAUGGUGAGGGGGGAGUGGAGAGUGGUGUCGAGUGGAGGCUGGGAGCGGAGCGAGGGCAUCGCCACCCUCGAGGGCCGUUCACUCGUGCAUGCGCUCCGCCACGCCCUUCGAGACUCUCGUGCCGUGGGACGUCGUAUCCUCUGGCUGACCGACAGUAUGACGGCCACUCUGUCUCUGGGCAAGGGGCGCUCUUCCGCUUCAGGCAUGAUGCGCGUGGCGCGCCUGUUGCCUGGCGGGAGGUGUGGUGGCCAGCGCCCGGUGGCUUCCCUCAGAGCGGAACCCCGCUGAUUCUCCGUCGCGCCAGCGGAUACCCAUCGGGCUGCGCCUCCAUUUCGACGGUUCCGAGCGCCAUCGCGCCGACGGUCAGCCCGCGGCUUGGCCGGUCCGCGCGGGCAGGAGCUCUGACAGGGCCGCCGAUGGCAGGCUCGCCGCUCGCGAGCUCGCGGAGCUCGCCGCCUGGGAGGGAGCCUCCGCCCGCUG